AUGGCGAUAAAAUUGCAAAUAAUUAAAGGAUUUGAUUCUCGUGUUACAUUUGAUAAUUUAACAUUUAUUUUAAGAGAUUUAGAACCGAUAGAAGAAGAUUCAUGGCAUAACGAAGAUAAACCACAAGAAUGUUAUUUUCGUUCAACUGGAAAUUAUUGGGGUGUCGGUGAACAUUGGGGACCAGGAAGUCAAUGUUGGAUUGCAAGAUGCAUUAGACCUGGAGAAGUAUCAAUAUUAAGUUGUGGUGAAGUUGAAUCAGCUGAAGAUGGUUAUACAAAUAGAUAUUGCCAAAAUAUUGGAAUGGAUUUUAGUAGACCAUAUCCAGGAUGUUGUACAAGAUUUUUAUGCCGUAGAUUAAAUGAUUCAGUACCAUAUAUAUAUAAUCCAUCAGUACCAGGUGGUGGCCGUGAAAGACCGUAUUAUAAACGAUGGGUUUUUUAAUUUUUUAAUGAGUAAAUGUUACGUUUUUGUAAAUCUAACACUCGUUAGCUGCUUUUUUAAAAUAAUGUGCGAGAAUUAUU
Messenger RNA from Condylostylus longicornis, 521 nucleotides. RefSeq lists its product as uncharacterized. Bases 1 to 441 code for a protein of 146 amino acids. Lineage: Eukaryota; Metazoa; Arthropoda; Insecta; Diptera; Dolichopodidae. The record is from RefSeq and is a predicted model, not a curated record. The transcript is spliced from 3 exons.